This is a messenger RNA of Armigeres subalbatus, 2397 nucleotides long. Its product is annotated as zinc finger protein 182-like. Gene Ontology annotation, molecular function: DNA-binding transcription factor activity; zinc ion binding; RNA polymerase II cis-regulatory region sequence-specific DNA binding. The transcript has 6 exons. The record is from RefSeq and is a predicted model, not a curated record. The coding region runs from base 171 to 1838 and encodes 555 amino acids. Gene Ontology annotation, cellular component: nucleus; chromosome. NCBI's taxonomy places the organism in Eukaryota, Metazoa, Arthropoda, Insecta, Diptera, Culicidae. Gene Ontology annotation, biological process: regulation of transcription by RNA polymerase II.
CGAGAAAACAUUUUGUCAGGCUUUAUUUUUCUGUCAUUAUUUACGAAAAAAUAACGAGAAAAACAAAUCGAGGUUGCUUUCUGUGAAAACUAAAAUUUGUAGUUUAUUUAGUUUAUUUAGGAUCUAAAUUUAUUUAGGCAGAAAAAUCUGCUUCAAUAACUCCUAAGCUGAUGGAUAUCGUACCGGAGUCGUGCCGGCUGUGCCUGUCGGCCAGCGAACCAACUAAUCCCAUCUAUGAACGUCUCACUCUGGCGGAAAUCACAGAGCUCUUGCACGAUGCAUUGGGUAUACAGAUCUCUAAUUCAGAGGAGUAUGCAAAUAUCUGUAACGGAUGUGAAAUGAAGGCUAAACUUAUGUACACCAUCUGCAACGAGUUCCGACAGGCGGAUAAGCUGUUCUGUUCCUUUCUGGACCACAAACGAUCGGAAAUGGCACUAAUCGAAGAAGAUAAGAGUAUGAUCAGCAUCGUAACCGUGUUACCGCUGGAACCAAUAAGCGAAGAAAAAAUAGAGGCAGAAUGCGAAAUCACCGAAAUCGAUGAACAAGAGAAGACAGAGGAUCCUGUACAUAGAACCAGAAAAUUAUCAAUCGCUAAAUUGAACUAUACGGUUAGCGACGAUGAUGCAGAUGAUGAUCCAGAAGAUGAAGAUGUAUCAUUUCCUGAUCCAGAAUAUUCUAGUGACGAGGAGAAGCCGUCUACUUCAAAGCUUCUGUCCUGUUAUGUGUGCAAGGAAUUCAACGGGACCAAACGGGCCCUUGUAACGCAUCUGCAAAAUGAGCAUAGCACUUUGUUGCCAUAUUAUUGCGACCGUUGUCUCGUAGGAUUUGACGAGGACCUUAUGGCCGUUAAUUUCCAUUAUCAGUCGCACGAUUUACCUUAUGGUUGUCUAUUCUGCGAAGCUCUGUUCAGCACCGAAGAUGACCUAGCAAUUCAUAAUAAAACAUGUAUAGGCUACCAAUGUUCGCACUGUAUGAAUCAUUUCCAGCUCGUGCAGUAUCUUAAGGAUCAUGACUGCAAAUCUAGCAAGUAUCAACGAGUGCAGGUGCUCACUUCAAUGGUAGGCUCGCUCCGCAAUCUGACUCGAUACAUUCCGCACGUUUGUGGCAUGUGUAAUGAAGACAUGUGCAAAAACGACCGUUUGGCCUAUCAUUUCGAAAGAGAGCAUAACAAUUGCCAGUUGCAACUUUUCAGCUGCGACAUCUGUCCCAAAAAGUUCACGAUGCUGCUGGCAGCAAGGCUGCAUCGUAUAUCACACAAGAGUUCCAUCGGAAAGCAGCGAAAAAUUAUGGUGACGGAACGCAACGAGUGUACUAUCUGUUCUCGUGAGUUCCGAUUCAACAAGGAACUCCUGGCCCACAUUGAGGCCGAGCACGCUGAAUCCGGGAUGGAGUUCCAUCAAUGUUCCAAGUGUGAACGUAAGUUUACCUCCGAGGCAAAGCUACUCAAGCAUGACUACAAUACCCAUCAGGGUAAACAGCCACAGUUUUUCUGCUCGUUCUGUGGGAGAGUUUUCAACAAGAAAUUGGGCCUAAAAGAUCACGAGAAUCUGCAUCGCGGAAUCACGGAGUACCACUGCAAGGACUGUAACAAGAACUUCACAUACAAAAGCACCUAUGACCGCCAUAUGCAAGUAGUGCAUAGCGAUGCUAAGCAGUUCACGUGCGAAUAUUGCCAUAAAAGCUUUAAACGAAAACCCACUCUCAAGGUGCACCUACGGUUGCACACCGGAGAAAAACCGUACCAGUGCGAGUAUUGUAGUCGUCGAUUCGUCGAUCCUAGUUCGUUCCACAAGCACAAAACCAAGGAACAUGGCUGGAAAAGUAACUUUCACUCGUAAGUGGAACAACCUUGAAUACUUUUCCGUAGAGUAUUAGCUUAGAAAAUGGUGGGACGACCCUACGUUGUGUUUCGCUUUACAGGAUCCAGACGAAUGAAGUACAACUGCUGAUUACUUUUACUACUGAUUUAUUACCUCCGAGAGGCAGCGUGCCAGCUCGGAGGUUACGAUAACGAAAACUGUACAUCACAUGGUUUGAGGAGUCGCCUUUUAUAGGCGACUCUUAGUACGGCAGGACAAUUAUAUAAUAAUGUUACAACUAUUGGGGACGUGUGCACAAACAUUCAAAUUUAAAUUCUAAUUGGACUUACACAGCGCGCCACUGCUAUGCACAUAACGCAAGCAGUUGGCGCGAGAACAGUGAAUAACAAAAGUGACACAAAAUAAAAAGCGCACACACGCUGCACUGUUAGGCUUCAACAGCAGCUACGACGAUGAGCACAGUUCGUGAUCGAACAAUAUUUUUUCGUGGCAUUUUUUCCGACUUAAUGACGAUUUAAUGUUCUCAUUAUGUUACUUAAUGUUACUCCUUAAUAUAUAAGAUAUGCGACAAUUAAAA